This is a messenger RNA of Eruca vesicaria subsp. sativa (arugula), 2382 nucleotides long. NCBI's taxonomy places the organism in Eukaryota, Viridiplantae, Streptophyta, Magnoliopsida, Brassicales, Brassicaceae. The record is from the annotation of a GenBank genome assembly.
AUGGGACCACACAUGUGUCGGAAGCUACAAGCUUUGUCCUCCAGGAUCAAGCAAGCCUCCUCCAACGCAAAAUGGCGGGACGUACUCUCUGCUUACUCAGACAUACAGACAUCCGGGACUCAACUCAACGACCCUUUCCUCUUCCCCAUCGUUCUCAAAUCCUGCGCUAAGCUCUCACGGCUGUCGCAAGGCAGAUGCCUCCACGCGAGCCUCCUCAAGAGAGGCUUCGAGUCUUUCGUCUCCGUCGGAAACUCCAUCGUCGACUUGUACAUGAAAUGCGGAGACUUUUGCUCCGCCACGCGAGCGCUCUUCACCUCGAGCCGAGACGACUCUGUUUCUCGGAACGUCGUCGUUUUCGGGUUUCUCGAUCGUGGCUUCGCGGAACGAGGGCUACGUUGGUUCUCCGAGUCCAGAGCUUGGGGCUUUGACCCUAACGUCUCCACUUUGGUUCUUGUGAUUCAAGCGUUACGUCGUGGUUUCGGAUCGUAUGUUGAUGGAGAGAAGAUUCAUGGCUACGUCAUCCGUAGUGGGUUCUUCGGGAUCUCCUCUGUUCAAAAUUCCGUCUUGUCCUUGUAUGCGGGAUUUGAUUUGUUUACCGCGCGCAAAGUGUUCGACGAAAUGUCUGAGAGAGAUGUUGUUUCGUGGAGUGUAGUGAUCCGGUGUUAUGUGCAAACCCGAGAGCCUGUUUUUGCGUUGAAUUUGUUCCGAGAGAUGGUUCGUGAAGGGAAAACGGGUCCUGAUAGUGUAACUGUGACAAGUGUUCUCCACGGCUGUGCUCUUCUCGAGGAUGCUGAUGUGGGGAGAUCAGUUCAUGGUUUUUCUAUACGUAAAGGUUUUGAUUUGGGAGAUGUGUUUGUGCUCAAUUCACUCAUUGAUAUGUAUUCCAAAGGCUUUGACGUUGAUUCAGCGUUUAGAGUGUUUGAUGAGAUGACUUGUCGAAACAUGGUUACGUGGAAUUCGAUUUUGGCCGGGUUUGUACACAACCAAAGGAAUGAAGAGGCUCUUGAGAUGUUUGGUUUGAUGAGAAAAGAGGCAGUUGGAGCGGAUGAAGUUACUCUCGUGAGUCUUCUUCAGGUUUGCAAGUUCUUUCAGCAACCAUUGCCUUGCAAGUCAGUACACUGCGUUAUAAUUAGGCGGGCAUACGAGUCUAACAAAGUUGUUUUUACCUCUUUGAUUGAUGCAUAUACUAGUUGCAGUCUUGUUGAUAAUGCAACAACCUUGUUUGAGUCGAUGUCGUUCAAGGAUGUGGUGUCAUGUAGCACAAUGAUCUCUGGAUUAGCCCGUUCUGGAAGACCUGAUGAAGCUAUUUCAAUCUUCUGUCAGAUGAAGGAUAAGCCCAACGCCAUCACUAUCAUAAAUCUUCUUGACGCAUGCUCUGUUUCAGCAGACUUGAGAAAAUCCAGAUGGGCACAUGGAAUUGCGAUCCGGAGAGGCUUAGCCACAACUGAUAUCUCAGUUGAUACAUCCAUUGCUGACGCAUAUGCAAAAUGUGGUGCCAUAGAAAUGGCGAGGAGAACAUUUGAUUCAGUUCCUAGGAAAAAUGUUGUGUCUUGGACAGUGAUCAUAUCAGCAUAUGCUAUAAACGGUUUACCGGAGAAAGCAUUAGCAUCAUUCGAGGAAAUGAAACGAGAAGGUUGCACACCAAACGCUGUAACUUAUCUGGCAGUUUUAUCAGCUUGUAAUCAUGGAGGAUUGAUCAAGCAAGGUCUCAUGAUCUUCAAAUCAAUGGUGGAAGAUCACAACAAACCGUCGUUGAAGCAUUACUCGUGCCUUGUUGACAUGCUUAGCCGAGCUGGAGAGAUUGAGACAGCCAUGGAACUAAUCAAGAACCUUCCAGAUGACAUGAAACCCGGGGCUGGUGCUUGGGGAUCGAUUCUUAGUGGCUGCAGGAACCGUUUGAAAAGUGGGAUCGUUACCACAGAGGCAAUAUCUGAGGUUCUUGUGCUUGAACCCAUGUGUUCUUCAGGGUAUUUGCUAGCCUCUAGCGUGUUUGCUGCAGAGAAAUCGUGGGAAGAUGUAGCGUCAAUGAGGAGGUUGGUGAAGGAGAGAAAGGUUCCGGUGGUUGCAGGUUAUAGCACAGUUCUUGAAGGAGCCAUAGCUAAGAGGUUCUUGGCUGGAGAGAAGCUAAACCAAAGUGAUUGUGAGAUAAACAACGUCGUUCAGAGUCUUCAUAGAUGCUUGACGUUAGAAAAUACAAUGGAAUGGAUCUGAACAACAGUGUUUUUUUUUGGAGAAGAAGGUUUUAAGUAGUAUGUGGCAAUUGCUAGUUUGCUGAGUGUCUCAAGAUGCAUGACUGUUCUUGUUCAUGGCGAGCAAGUUCAUGCACUUUGUUUAGAGAUAAUUGAAGAGAAGUCUACUUUGUACUCUAAAUGUGAAAGUAUC